UCCCAGGCCCCGCCCCCCGGAUGAGGACACUUCAAGACCAGCCUCCCGAGCAGGUUGGGUGGCUGUCAGCGCCUCUGUGCCCGCCACGUCGCAGGCAUGGUGACUUCAGAGACCACGGAUAUACUCUUCAGAAUAAGGGGAGGCCUUGAUCUAGCCUUCCAGCUGGCUGCUGCUAAUGAAGUUUUUAUCAAGAAAGCACUCAAUCAUGUGUUGAGUGACCUGUCAACCAGGCUUGCUUCAGACGCACUGGUGCUCAGAGUUCGCCACAGCUCAGUGUAUGUGUGGCCAAACAGUGACCAAAACACGAUGCCGGGAGAACUGACGGACCGUUCUGCUUGUAAGACCGUCAUGCGCUUUAUCCAAUUUGAACAGGAAGAAGAUACAAAACGAAAAUUCAUGAAAAAGAAAGACAAAAAGUUAUCUGACAUGAAUCAAAUAGUGAAUAUAGAUCUUAUGCUGGAAAUGUCAACCUCUCUGGCAGCCGUGACCCCCGUCAUCGAAAGAGAGAGCGCAGGACACCACUACGUCACGAUGACGCUGCCGGUGGAUGCGGUCGUAUCGGUGGCUCCCGAGGAGGCGUGGGGAAAAGUUCGCAAGCUUCUAGUUGAUGCAAUUCAUAACCAGCUCACCGAUAUGGAAAAGUGCAUGCUGAAAUACAUGAAAGGGACCUCCAUCGUCGUCCCCGAGCCGCUGCACUUUUUACUCCCAGGGGAGAGAAACCUUGUGACAGUUUCGUACCCAUCGGGGAUCCCAGACGAGCAGCUGCAGGCCUACAGAAGGGAACUACACGAUCUCUUCAACCUGCCGCACGACAGACCUUAUUUCAGAAGGCCUAAUGCCCACCGCUUUGCAGAUGAGCCGUACAAAGACGGUUACAUUAGAAAUCCACACGUGUAUCUCAACCCACCUAACAUAGAGACUGGUAUGGUUUACCUGGUCCAGGGCGUGUAUGGCUACCAUCAUUACAUGCAGGACCGCACAGAUGACAGCGGCUGGGGCUGUGCCUACCGCUCCCUGCAGACCAUCUGCUCCUGGUUCAGGCACCAGGGCUACACCGAAAAGCCCAUCCCCACGCACAGAGAGAUCCAGCAGGCUCUGGUGGACGCUGGAGACAAACCAGCCACCUUUGUGGGGUCUCGGCAGUGGAUUGGCUCCAUCGAGGUGCAGCUGGCCCUGAACCACCUCAUGGGCGUGACCUCCAAGAUACUGUUCAUCAGCCAAGGCUCCGAAAUGGCCGCCCAGGGACGGGAGCUGGCUCGGCACUUCCAGAGUGAAGGCACGCCGGUGAUGAUCGGGGGAGGAGUCCUGGCCCACACAAUCCUGGGAGUUGCCUGGAAUGAGAAUACGGGGCAGAUAAAAUUCCUGAUUUUAGAUCCACAUUAUACAGGCGCUGAGGAUCUGCAGGUUAUUUUGGAAAAGGGCUGGUGUGGAUGGAAGGGCCCGGACUUCUGGAACAAGGAUGCUUACUACAAUUUAUGUCUUCCUCAGCGACCCAAUGUUAUUUAAAACGUCUUGGGCUCAAAGACUGCAGUCGAGUUUAUUAUAAAUGUGUUAAUAAAAAAAUAAGUUUAAUUUCCAAUUAAAUCCUAGAUGUAGUCUGAUGGUUUAACCUUGAUUUUUUCUAAAGGUGUAAAUACUACACACAAUAAAGACUUUAUUCUUUAGACAUUCCUUUAAUAACUUAAAAGGCAUAGCAGGCACAAGUAAAAUAUUACAGGCAUAUAAAUGCACGCAUUCAUAAAUGUUAUCUUCUCUUAGAAGAAAGUUUCCUCCUUCUUGGAAGGAGUUUAGACACACCUGGCGAGCCAGGAGCCACGGCUUGUAGCUGAGCAGGAGGUUUGCAUGAAGUGAAGGCCCCUUCACACCGUUUCUUAACCAACAAGACAUCUGUUGUUGAAGAACAUUAACAACAGUUAAUGUUUUUAAAACAGUGACAGUUUUAAAAACUAUUUUAAAAAGGUUAUCUCCCCAACUUUCCACCCUGCAGGACAAUUUUUGGUUUCUAGAAUCUACUAAUCAUUACUAGAACCGGUCUUAAAAUGUUGUUAAUGAGAAUCAGAAAGGUAUAUUAGAAAUAAGACUGCCAGGAUUUAAAUAAAACAACAAACUCUGUGCUAACUAAGAGAUGCUUGAGGGAGGGAGGGAGGAAGAAGAGGAAACUCCGAGUGACUCACCAGCACCUCCUUUUCCCACUUGUGUUUUCUGUGCUUCCAAAACUGCGCUUCUGUCUGGGCGUCGGAACACCCUGGUCUCUGCUGGAUGGUUCGCCUGAUUUUUUUGUCUGCAUACAUUUCAUUGCUGUAAGAAACCUGGCACAUUCUGGAAAUCCAUGUGACCAAGCUAGAUCUUCAGCUGUUUCCCCGUUCUUAUUACAUAAGCUGAAUUUAAAAAUAAAAAUCGAGUUAA
Phyllostomus discolor (pale spear-nosed bat) is the source of this 2406-nucleotide messenger RNA. It is a transcript of the gene UFSP2, whose product is annotated as UFM1 specific peptidase 2. The transcript is spliced from 12 exons. NCBI's taxonomy places the organism in Eukaryota, Metazoa, Chordata, Mammalia, Chiroptera, Phyllostomidae. The record is from RefSeq and is a predicted model, not a curated record. The coding region runs from base 97 to 1506 and encodes 469 amino acids.